Molecule: messenger RNA, 4181 nt
Organism: Centrocercus urophasianus (Greater sage-grouse)
Lineage: Eukaryota; Metazoa; Chordata; Aves; Galliformes; Phasianidae
Product: glioma pathogenesis-related protein 1-like
Exons: 6
Coding region: 115-1038 (307 amino acids)
Cellular component (GO): extracellular region
Source: RefSeq, a predicted model, not a curated record
UCAAGUAUUUCAACACUGGAAGGACUACAGAGGAAGAACCUAGCAGUACUGACUCCACCUGAGCAAUUCUUCUUUUAAAAACUUCAAAAAAAAUACCAAAAGCAUUGAAGAAUUAUGAAAAUCACCUUUUUCUUUGCUGUGCUGUUCUUGCUUGAUCGCUUUGUUUGCUGUCAUACAUAUGACCAAUAUCCCUUGCCUGACAUAGAAGAUGCAAAGUUCAUUGAAGACUGUGUGAGAGCUCACAAUGACUUCCGAUCCAAAGUGAAUCCACCAGCCAGCAAUAUGCUUCGUAUGUCCUGGGAUCCUGCUUUAGCUAAAUCUGCCAAGGCGUGGGCGAAGAGGUGCAUGUUUGAGCACAAUAUCUAUCUUAAAAUACCACAGAAGAUGCACCCCACCUUUACAUCUAUUGGAGAAAACAUCUGGACUGGCACCGCCACCAUCUUUUCUGUGCACGUAGCUCUGACUGACUGGUUUAAUGAAGUCAGCAGCUAUGAUUUCAACACCCGUCACUGCACUGACAAGUGUGGUCACUACACCCAGGUUGUUUGGGCAACGAGUUACAAAGUUGGCUGUGCAGUUCACUUCUGCCAUAGAAUUCACAAUCUUCAAGGAUUCAACAAUGUGGCGCAUUUUGUUUGUGACUAUGGGCCAGCGGGGAAUUACCCAACAAAACCUUAUAAAGCAGGACAACCAUGUAGUGGAUGCAGUAACGACCAGUGUGUGGGCAAUCUCUGUGUAAACGCAGAACGUGAGAAACUUAUAAGUUAUACCAACUGGUAUCCAGACUGGGACACUCUGCCGCAGCCACCGCAGCCCCGUCCCCCCCACCCUCCAGCCCGUCAGCCUCCGGCCCACACACCCACAACUGGGCAGCUGCAUUCUUCCUGUGACCACUACUGUGUUAGUGUCUUGAUUUUAAGGCCACUAUUUUUGGUACUGAGUGCUGUAGGUGUUCGGUUAGCGCAGCGGUGGUUUCCACACGUUUGUAUACAUGUAAUGAUUGCUAAGAUGCUGAUAAUGAUUCUACCAUUCCAUUAGAGAACUGCGUGUUUGAUAAAAAGCAGUCAUCUCUGCUAUACUUUGUGGUGUUUAUCCAAUGCAAAAUGCUUCUGCAUUCACGAGAAGAUUUAAAUGGCUGUGCAUGGAGUUGCUCUAAUUUAUUAGUGUGGCUUCUACAUCUGUAAGAGCCUCUUAACUCAGCUUCGGGGGAAGUUUGCUGGAAGGACCAUGUAGGCAGUGUACUGCUGCAUAUGCUAAUAAGCCUUCUGGAAACCUGGAGCAUCACAAAGAUCUGAAUCAUAGAAUCAAAGAGUAUCCCAAGUUGGAAGGGACCUCAAUGAUUAUUGAAUCCAACUUCCAGCUCCAUGCAGGACUACCAAAAAAUCAGGGGACCUGAAGUGAAAAAGGCCAACGAAAAAGCUCUUUUUAAGGCUUUUCAAAAAAGAUGGAGACAGCGACCCAGACAGAGGGCCUGCCCAGAAGUGUGGCUGUUCAGGUCUCCAGCUGCAAGGAGUGCGUGAGCCUGCUGCUGCCUGGGGAGGGGUGGCAGGGAUUCCACCUGUGUGAGGUGUGAGCAGGUGGAUGAGCUGCUCAGCCUGGUGGUGGAGCCCAAAGAGGAGGUGGAGAGACUAAGGACCAGUAGGGAGUGUGAGCGGGAAAUCGACUGGUGGAGUGACUUGCUGGUGUGCCAGAGGGAAGGGUGCCAGGGAGAUAUCCCCAGAAAGGUGUGGACCCCUGCCCUGUCACAAUCAGACAGACCUGACAGAUGAGAAGGGUUGGAAGAGAGUUUCAACUCAGCAUCACUGAGCCCGGUUCCCCAGCUCCUGCUAAGCAACAGGUUUGGGACGCUGGAAAUUGAAGGGGUGAUGAGUGGUGAGGUGAUGGAGGAUCUGUCUAGGAGGGAGCCUAAGGCGAGGUGGUCACCCCCACAGCUUUAGACUGCCUCUGUCAGGAAAGAUAGAAAGGUGAUCGUAGUGGGUGACUCCCUUCUCAGAGGAAGGCCCAGGUCAGGUGCAUAACCAGGAAACUCCCAAAGCUGGUCAAGUCCACUGAUUACUUUCCAUUACUCAUAGUUCAGUGAGCAGUGAUGAAAUUGCUCAGGGAAACCUGUAAACUAUGAAAAGAGAUUUCAGAGGUUUAGUGCAUUUAGUUCAAGGAAAAGGAGCUCAAGUGAUCUUUUGUUCUAUACUUUCAGGGGCAAUGAAGGACACAGAGUGGGCUUGGAAAGCCCAAGCAAUGAAUAAUUGACUCAGAGGCUGGUGUCGAAGCAGAAACUUUGGGUUCUUUGAUCAUGGCCAAUUGUCCAUCCGUGGAACCCACCUGUCUCAAAGAGGGAAACAAUCCUCAAUAAAGCUAGCAGGGCUUAUCAAUAGAGCUUUAAACUAGCUACAAUGGGGGAAGGAGACACAACAGGGCUCACCAGAGAUGAGCCUAAGGGAACAGUGCUGGAACUGGGGGAGUGGUAGAUGACUCACACAGCAUGGACAACAAGCAGGAGGAGCUGGAAGCGAUUGUGAGGCUAGCUGUGACCUAGUUGCUAUUACCAAAACAUGGUGGAACCAUUCCAAUGACAGGAGUACUGUGAUGGAUGGCUACAAGCUCUCCAGAAGAGAUAGACAAGGAAGGAAGGAUGGUGGUGUGGCACUUCAUAUUAAAGUGUGUUUUGAUGUCAAAGAGCUUGGGGUUGUGAAUGAUAAAGUUGAACAUCUAUGGGUAAGGAUCAGGGGAAGGCCUGUAGGAGCGACAUCUUAGUGGGGAUCUUUUAUAGACCACCUAAUCAGGAUGAAGUGAUGGAUGAGGCAUUCUAUGAGCAGACUGCAGAAGUUGCACAAUUGCCAGCACUUGUUCUCAUUGAAGACUUCAACUUCCCUGAUAUAUGUUGGAAAUACAAUACUGCAGAGAAAGCAUUCCAAGAGGUUUCCAGAGUGCAUGGAACAUAGCUUCUUUACUCAGCUGGUAUGAGAGCCUGCCAGGGGUGGUGCCCUGCUUGACCUGCUCUUCACUAACAGAGAAGGACUGGCGGGAGAUCUAAAGGCUAGGGACUGUCUUGGGCAGAAUGACCACGAAAUUGUAGAAUUCUCUAUUCUAGGAGAUGUCAGAAGGGUGAGUAGCAAAACUGUUAUCUUGAACUUCUAGAGGGCGGACUUUGACCUGUUUAGGAUGCUUGUUGCAGAUAUCCCUUGGGAAUCCCUCCUUAAGGGCAAAAGGGUCCAGGAAGCCUGGAUGCUCCUCAAGAUGGAAGUCUUAAAGGCACAAGAACAGGCUGUUCCUGAAUGCUGUAAGGUGAGCCGUAGGGGAAGAAGACUGGUGUGAAUGAACCAGGAAUUGCUUUGAGACUCCAGAAGAAAAAGAGAUCUAUGUCCUUUGGAAGAAGGGACAGGCUACUUGGGGGGAUUACAAGGAAGUUGCUAAGGUAUGCAGGGUGGAAGUUAGGAAGGCAAAAGCCCAACACAAGCUCAGUUUGGCCACUGCAAUGAAAGGGAAUAAGAAAUCCUUUCACAAAUAUAUCAACGGUAAGAAAAGAACCAAGGAGAAUUUCCAUCCUUUACUUGAUGCAGCAGGGAAUGUGACCACUGAGGAUAAGGAGAAGGCUGAGGUCCUCAUUGCUUUCUUUACAUCUGCCUUUAAUAGGCAGAUCAGACAUCCUCAGUGCACUUUACACCCUGGUCUGGAAGUCUGGGAUGCUAUGCUGAAUACAUCUGGGUGAUUCAGGCGGAGAUGGUUAGAGAGCUCCUCCUCCAUCUGGACUGUCAUAAAUCCAUGGGACCGGAGAGGUUCCACCCUCAGGUGCUGAGGGAGCUGGCAGAGGUGAUUGCCGAGCUGCUCUCCACCAUCUAUCAGCACUCUUGGUUAUCUGGAGAGGUCCCAGAGGACUGGAGGCUUGCUGAUGUGACUCCCAUCUGCAAGAUAAGGUAAGGAGAAUGCAGGGAACUACAGGCCUGUCAGCCUGACAUCAGCACCAGCGAAAGUUAUGGGGCAAAUCAUCUUGGAUGAGAUUGCACAGCAUGUGUGUGGCAUCCAGGGCAUCAGGCCCAGCCAGCACGGGUUCAUGAAAAGCAGAUUGGGCUUGACCAACCUCAUCUUCUACAACUGGGUGACCAGACGAUAGAUGGGGAAAAGGCUGUUGAUACAGUCAACCUAGACUUCACCAAAGCCUUUGACGUGGUCUCUCACAGGCUUCU